UCGUGCCUGGGCUGCCUUGGCCCUUCUUCCGGCGCAUGCGCUCUUUUCCCUCCUCCUGUCAAGCGGACAAAAUGGCGGCGUCCUCUGUCUGUCGGGUCGCAGGGCGGGCCCUUUGGCGCGGGCCUCAGGCGCCGCCAGCCUUAUGGAGUUUGAUAAGAAGAGGAAGUACUGCGUCCUAUGCCCAGGUGCUGCAUAACUUACCUGAGACACAAGUCACUACACUAGACAAUGGUUUCCGUAUUGCUUCUGAGCACUCCGACCAGCCAACUUGCACAGUAGGGGUAUGGAUUGGGGUAGGAAGUCGGUAUGAAAAUGAAAAUAACAAUGGAGUUGGCAACUUUGUGGACCAUAUGGCUUUCAAGGGCACAAAGAAACGCCCAGGUCCUGAAUUUGAAAAAGAAGUGGAAAGCAUGGGUGCACAUCUCAAUAGCUAUACCUCUCGUGAGCAGACCGCCUUCUUCAUGAAAGCUUUAUCCAAAGAUUUGCCCAAAGCAAUUGAGAUUUUGGCUGAUGUAGUACAGAAUUGCAGCCUGGAAGACUCUCAGAUUGAGAAGGAGAGGAAUGUCAUCCUUCAAGAGAUGAAAGAAAUGGAUGCCUGCUUGUCAGACGUUGUUUUUGAUUACCUUCAUACUACAGCUUACCAGGGUACUGCUUUGAGUCGAACUGUUGAAGGAACAACAGCAAAUGCAAAGCAUUUGACACGUGCAAACCUAGCAGAAUACAUUGAGACUCAUUUCAAAGCCCCUCGCAUGGUCCUUGCCGCUGCUGGAGGGGUUGGUCACAAAGAACUUGUGGACCUUGCCAAGCAGCAUUUUAGCAAUGUUCCUUAUGAGUACAAGGAUGAUGCAAUACCCAUUCUUCCAAGAUGCCGCUUCACUGGCAGUGAGAUCCGAGUCAGAGAUGAUGCUUUGCCAAUGGCUCAUGUUGCUAUUGCUGUGGAGGGGCCAGGUUGGGCUAAUCCAGAUAAUAUUCCCCUUCUGGUAGCUAAUGCAGUGAUUGGGAGCUACGAUGUUACCUUUGGUGGUGGUAAGAAUCAAUCUAGCAAGCUGGCUGCAAUUGCUGCCGAGACACAGAUAUGCCAGAGUUUCCGAGCCUUCAAUACUUGUUACUCCGACACUGGGCUUUUUGGUUUCUAUUUUGUUUCUGAUGGCUUGCAUAUUGAAGAUACGUUGCAUUUUGCCCAGGGUGAAUGGAUGAGCCUCUGCACCAGUGUGACAGACAGUGAUGUGAAGAGAGCCAAAAACACCCUUCGAAAUUCCUUGGUGGCUCAACUGGAUGGUACUACUCCUGUAUGUGAGAAUAUUGGAAGUCAGCUGCUGAACUAUGGGCGACGGAUAUCACUGGCAGAAUGGGAUGCCAGAAUUUCUGAGGUUAAUGCCAAAACUGUUCGAGAAGUGUGUAGUAAAUAUCUUUAUGACAAAUGUCCAGCUGUUGCAGCUGUAGGUCCUGUUGAACAACUUCCGGAUUACAACCGUAUCCGCAGUGCUAUGUACUGGCUCCGUUUCUAGCCUGUGUUAUGCAGAAUGGAAAUAAGGCAAUGUGGAUCAUGAAAGAUGUGUCCUCCGGGUCUAUUCUUGUGGAUUUUUUGUGUGCCAGUGACAAGUUGGGUUCCAUAAUUCCUGUACAACAUUCUUCGUUGAAGUUAUGUAGGUAACAUAUCUGAGAGAGCUAAAUAAUAAAUUAAAUAAAUUAAAAUUAUAUCA
Molecule: messenger RNA, 1703 nt
Organism: Sceloporus undulatus (fence lizard)
Lineage: Eukaryota; Metazoa; Chordata; Lepidosauria; Squamata; Phrynosomatidae
Product: cytochrome b-c1 complex subunit 1, mitochondrial
Exons: 13
Coding region: 36-1508 (490 amino acids)
Cellular component (GO): mitochondrion
Molecular function (GO): metal ion binding
Source: RefSeq, a predicted model, not a curated record